AGCUCACCAGACCCCUGCGCAGGCUCUGAGCAUCCUGUCCCGCCACAUGCAAAGGACUGCCUUGGUUCCAGUACAGGAGGGUACAACUCAUGAACGUGGUCUGGACAAUAGGGCAGGAUUUGAUCUUAGCAUUUUGUUUGUUUGUGCUAAAAAUGUACUGUCAUUUAAUUACAAUUAGACUGUGUUACUUUUGCUUUAAAAUAAAUGGUUUUCUUCCCUGUUUCUCUGUGUUGAUGCCAGUGUAAGGCAAAGCUUUUAGACUAGUGCAUCUACAUAUGUAAUGAAGGAGAAUUUACAAUAGGAUCUUACUGUAUGUGACACGGAUAUAUCAUUCCUCCACCCCUUGGUAAAUUGUUUUGCUGGAGGCUACAUCAUUCUAUCAAGGUAGUAUGUUGGGAGUUGAUGGAGGCAUGAAUGAUUCACCAUGUACAAAGCCUGGCUGAACUGAGUUGAGCUGCAGCAUGUUGGGCUGGCCUUUGAUGCAGACUGGUUGGACAGGUUCCUGGUCUGCUGAGGAACCGGUUUGACAGGCCUGUUAUGCCAACAAAUUCUGGUAUGAUUCCAUGUUCUACAGAAUGUAGAAACCUGCCCAGCCAGUUAAAUGAAAGGCAUAUUAGGUUAUCCAUUGCACAUUGUAUGUAUCUUAGGUGCAGCAGAUCUCUUCUCAGCAUUCUGUAGUGUGGUCCAUAGCAGCUUCCUCAUUUCAUUUAUGCCUGCGGUUUAUAGCUUAAGGGAGAAUCAGCAGGAAAUAUUCAUCAUCCCUGAUCGAGAACAGAACUUUUCACACUUAAAAGGGCAAUGGGUUCCACAAAGAAGCAUUGUAUGAUGGCUCAAGGUGAAGCAUUUCAGCUGUGAAGAUGUAUGGAGACCUCUAUCAUGACUUCAGUUGGUGACCAGUAGUUAUCCGUAAUUCCAAAAGGCAUGCAGCUGUCUUCAGAAACAAACUUCAUAGCUAUGUAAUUUAAAACUAAAAAGGAUAGAGUGAACAAGUACCAUAGAUAAGAUAAGUGAAAACAGUUACAUUGGAAAAGACAAGAUGAAUGUUUCUGGAGGAAGUUGUGGGAGCCCUAGCUCUGCUGAAUCUACUGGUGACAUCUUCAAGGAUCUGUGGUCCAAACUAAAAGAAUAUCAUGAUAAAGAAGUACAAGGAUUACAGUUGAAAAUAUCCAAACUGAAAAAGGAAAGGUGUUUGGAUGCAGAGAGGCUUGAAGAGUUUUAUACCAAAAAUCAACAGCUGAGAGAGUAUCAGAAAGGACUUCAUGACACUAUCAAAGUUUUAGAAGACAGAUUAAGAGCAGGAUUGUGUGAUCGCUGUGCAGUAACUGAGGAGCAUAUGAGAAAGAAACAGCAGGAGUUUGAAAAUAUCCGGCAACAGAACCUUAAACUUAUCACGGAACUUAUGAAUGAAAAAAACAACUUACAGGAUGAAAAUAAAAAGAUAUCUGAACAGCUUCAGCAGUUGCAGAAGCAGAUGAAGGGGAGAGAUCAACAAGCAGUGGAAUUAGAGGAAGGGGUCAUUCCAGAUUCACCAGUUCAAUCUUUUUCACUAUCCAUGGUUAAUCGUAUCCGAAGAAAGAAAGAGAACAGGCAUGUCCGAUACACAGAGCAAACACAUACAGAUCUGAAGCAUUCUGAAAGCACUAACGAGUUUGGAAAAGUUUCAUUGUCGUCAUCCACUCAAAUUCCUAACCAUGGUGGAAAGGAAAUACUAGUGGCAGACACCUGUGACCAAGAACUGUCCCCUAUAGCAAAUAAACAAGGGAUGGGAAGCUAUCCUGUUGCAAAGCCAUCUUUUAACUUGGCUGCAGUUGUUGCAGAAACAAUUGGACUCAUUCAAGAAGAAUCUGAGUCCCAGAGCGUACUGAAUGCUCUUAGAAGUAACAUUCCAGUGACCCAGGUGCCUCAGAGCCCACAGUGGGAAGAUUCCAGAAAACAGCUAGCUCAUGAAUCAUCAAGAAAUGACGACAACUUGGGACUUUCAGAUCCAUCUCAAAACACUCCACCAGAUGUAGACUGGGAUUCUCAGGUAGCUUCUCCUGUUUUCGGCGCAUCUAACAACAUGAAGAACAGCCUGACUUCAAGUCUUUCCCCUUCUGUUUUAGAAACAGGACAGAAGUCCAAUGCCAAAAAAAAACCUUUCAACAGUACUUUCAAUUCUAGAUCUCAUAAAGUUAGAUCAAAAUCUGAAGAUGUUGCUCUUGUUGCACCACUUAAUCUUGGGGCUGAAGUAAACUCUGUUAUCAGCCAGGUCUCAGCCAGUAGGCAGAUGGUUGUGAAAAGCGAUGUUAAUGAAUCCAUAACUUGUGUGGUCAACACUUGCUCAGGUAAAGAUGAGAUGAUCAAGAAUGACUUCCUCCUUGCACCUCACAAACAAGUGGCAGAUAGAUAUGCUAAAAGAAAGAAAACAGAAGAUGAGCUUGUGACUAGCUGUGAAAAAACAUCUUUCAACAAAGAAAACUCUUCCCCUUUUCAAGCAGACUUUCAACCUGUUAAUGGAGAUCAUAUAAUUGAUAAGCCUCUGGACCUGUCUGAUCGUUUUUCUGCUAUUCACUGUCAAGAAAAAAGCUCAAGAAGUGAUGAGAUCUGUAAAAAUAAACUAAGAGAGGUCACGCUGCAUGAUGUUUUUUCACAGCUGGUGAAGCCCAUUCCAAAGGGUUCUUCAUCCAUCCAAAAUAGCAACAAUGGAAGCUAUUUGUCAGGAAAAGAGUCACAAGAAGAUCCCUAUGUACAGGAGAUGAUUCUCCAGUCACAUGGCAAAACAUGUCCAGAUGAUAAACCUUUGAUGCAAAUAAAAGAAGAAAUCUCUGCUUUCAAAAUUCCAUCAUUGCCAAACACAGUGGAGACAGAACUACUUUUUGAUGACAUGAAGGUUGCCGGUGGCCAUGAACCAAUUAGAAAGAAAACCAGGACAGGACAUGGAGAAUGUGAGCUGGCAUCUGUGCUUCAACCAAACCCUUGUAGAAUAACAAAAACUAAACCACUGCAAAAUGAACAAGAUAAACCAUCCUUAGAAAAUAUGCAGUGGAGUAUAGAUCCAGGAGCAGACCUUUCCCAGUACAAAAUGGAUAUUACGGUUAUUGGCACCAAGGAAGGCUCUCAAUCAAGAGUAGGAGGAGAGACUGACAUGGACUACACAUAUGUUAGUGAAAGCAUGCUAUUAAAAAUGAAAACCCAAGAGCAGAAAGGAGAAAGCAGUCCAAAGGGAGAAAGAAAAAUGAAUGAUAGCUUAGCAGAAAUGUUUGAUCGGACAUCAUAUGAAGAAUAUAAAUCUUGUCUAGAAGAGGAUAGUUCUUCAGCAUGUGGUGAAAAAGAAAAUCCUCUUGAGGAAGAGGAGGAAAAUGAGGAAGUGUUAUCAGCAAGCAAACUAAUGAAGCAUGAGAAUAAACAAGAUAAAACCAAGCAGAAAGCUUUUGUGGAGCCAUAUUUUAAAAGUGAUGAAAGAAAAAAUACGGUGUUAGGUUUUCCUCAUAUUGAGGUUGUUCGGAAGAGAGAAGAGAGAAGAAAAUUGCUGGGCCAUACCUGUAAGGAAUGUGAAAUAUAUUAUGCAGAUAUUCCAGAAGGGGAGAGAGAAAAGAAGUUGGCUGCUUGUUCAAGACAUCGAUUCCGCUACAUUCCUCCUAGUACACCAGAAAACUUCUGGGAGGUUGGAUUUCCUUCCACUCAAACUUGUGUGGAAAGAGGCUAUAUUAAAGAGGAUCUUGCGCCCUGUCACCGUCCAAAAAGAAGGCAGCCUUACAAUGUGAUGUUUUCUCCAAAAGGCAAAGAACAGAAGACAUAAAUGAUGGGGAAACAAAGCACAUAAAUAUGGGGAAAGUCUUUCCUGUCAUUAGAUAUUUAUAGUUAAUAUAAACUUGAAAUAAAAAUACUGUGGAUUUUUCCAAAAUGAUAAAUCAUUUCAUUAGAUAUGUAAAUCAUUUCCCUCUUAGAAAGUUCAUUUGAAAAUCUGAAGUAUGUAUCAGGAAACACUACUAUUUAAUGUAUGUUUGUUUCAUUUUGUGUUAAUAUGUUUUGUCUUAAUUUUGCACCUUUAAGACAGUAGGUCUGCUCCUGUUUCCUCCCAUUGAAGUCAAUGGCUAAAUGCCCAUUGGACCAUAUCCAAACCUGAAGUAAGGUGGGUGUGACUUCUUUGAACUCAGUGGAGUUCUACCUGCUCAUUCUAAGUCUAAAUGUUGCUUAUAAAUUUCAGUGGGAGCAGGACUGGACCUGGUGGGGUGCUUCCAUUUUGCACUGGAUAACUUAAAGGAUUUAUCACCUUCCCUCUUUUGUAAUAAUUGUGAUAUAUCUAAUUGCAAUAAACAAAGUAGUAUUUAUUAAUGA
Messenger RNA from Chelonia mydas (Green sea turtle), 4317 nucleotides. RefSeq names its product RB binding protein 8, endonuclease (gene RBBP8). Gene Ontology annotation, molecular function: double-stranded DNA binding; Y-form DNA binding; damaged DNA binding. The record is from RefSeq and is a predicted model, not a curated record. Gene Ontology annotation, biological process: DNA double-strand break processing involved in repair via single-strand annealing; double-strand break repair via homologous recombination. Bases 1037 to 3778 code for a protein of 913 amino acids. Gene Ontology annotation, cellular component: site of double-strand break. The transcript has 20 exons. Lineage: Eukaryota; Metazoa; Chordata; Testudines; Cheloniidae.